UUCUUCCUUCUCUCCUUGUAAUUUACAGGAAAACUGUUGCCUUUGCACUAAAGUGAAGGAUACAGAAUCUUCGAGUUUCACUUCACUUUGUUGCACCCCAAAACACAACUAAACCUUACUCAUCAAUCUUUUCCCACGAUUCUUCCAUUGCCCUUACUCUUUCUUCUUGUGGUCCUUUCAUUUCCCUCUCCCAAUCUUUGUUCAUACUUUGUUUUUGUUUGAUUUGAGGGAAGAUCAUCACUCUUCACACACAAGCAUAACCCAAAAUAAUGGAUUGGAAUAGCAACUUAAGAACCUUUCUUCCUCGACCUGAAACUUCUCUUGACUUCCUCUACAACUAUGACUACGACCAAUAUUCAGGUAUGCAGAUGAAACAUACAGGAUUGACAGAGAAAUCACUGAGUUUGAUUCCAGGAUUUGACAAAAACAACUAUGGGAGUCAGGAGAAGAAGAAGAGACUGACAACCGAUCAACUAGAUUCAUUGGAAAGGAGCUUCCAGGAGGAGAUUAAACUUGACCCUGAUAGGAAAAUGAAGCUGUCAAGUGAGCUUGGACUUCAGCCUCGACAAAUUGCCGUCUGGUUCCAAAAUAGGCGUGCUAGGUGGAAGGCCAAGCAGCUUGAGAUGCUUUAUGAUGCUCUUAAACAAGAGUUUGAUGCUGUCUCCAGAGAGAAACAGAAGCUCCAAGAAGAGGUGAUAAAAUUAAAAAGUCUGCUAAGGGAACAAGCCGCGAGGAAGCAAGUGUCCACAGCUGGUUACACUGAAAUGUCGGGUGAAGAAACAGUCGAAAGCACGUCACUUGCAAUGGGAAGCUCGAAUAAGCCAAUUAGAGGAGUAAAUCAACAACAAAAUGUUAAUAAUGCAGAACAAUGCAACUAUGUUUUCAAUGUUGUUGAGGAGUAUAAUAAUAAUCAGGCGGUAUCGUAUCCUUUCUGGGGUGUUUUAUCUUCUUAUCCAUAAGCGUUGGCUAGCUGCUAGCUGUUAUGGCACCUGUUAAAUUCGGUCUAAUUAUCUUCAUCGUUUAGAGUUAGUUUUGGUUAGAAAUUAAGUACGUACUCUUUUAUCAACUUAAUUAGAAUAUUAAUUUAGAGAUGAUGAUGACUAGUUUAUAUCUUCUGAGUGUGUUCAGUUCAAAAUUGUUGAGUCCUCAGGUGAUACAUGUACACUACUUUUAUGAAUAAUGAUCUUAUUGUUGUUGGUCUUAA
This is a messenger RNA of Mangifera indica (mango), 1204 nucleotides long. Its product is annotated as putative homeobox-leucine zipper protein ATHB-51. The coding region runs from base 270 to 959 and encodes 229 amino acids. Gene Ontology annotation, cellular component: nucleus. Gene Ontology annotation, biological process: positive regulation of DNA-templated transcription. The record is from RefSeq and is a predicted model, not a curated record. Gene Ontology annotation, molecular function: sequence-specific DNA binding; DNA-binding transcription factor activity, RNA polymerase II-specific. Lineage: Eukaryota; Viridiplantae; Streptophyta; Magnoliopsida; Sapindales; Anacardiaceae. The transcript has 3 exons.